CAAGUACAGCCGGUUUCGUCGCCUAUCGGGCCUCAGUAUUAAUUUUGUUUCUAUCAUGGACGGUCGCGUUGUCGCUGCAGCAGCGUUUGUGGUAUUGAGUGGCUGCAUAAGAAGAAUUAAAUCUCAUCAAGCUCAGAAGGCAAAAAGAAAAAGAUGGUGGAUGACUUCUUUGAACAGAAGUCGAGAGAGGUACAAUGCCUCCAUAAUGAUAGAGGACCUGAUUCGAGAACCGUCAGGAAUGCUAGAUAAUUUCCUGUGA
Molecule: messenger RNA, 259 nt
Organism: Acanthoscelides obtectus
Lineage: Eukaryota; Metazoa; Arthropoda; Insecta; Coleoptera; Chrysomelidae
Source: the annotation of a GenBank genome assembly